CAUUUCAAACUGGAGGAAGACUCCCAAAGCUGGCCAAGUAGCCUGAUAUGAUCUCAGGAUUUGAUAUUGUCCAUGUGUCUGGCAUGGACAAGCCUGUUUACCCAUGCCCUGUCUUGUAUGCUUCUGGUCCAACCUGCAGUGACUGUUUCCCCUCUCUACUUAGAAAAUCACCUAAUACCUCCUAGCUUCAUCACAAUGGGGAGUGGUUUUGCAUGUGUGACACAACAAUUCUGUGAUUACAUAUUCUUGAGAUAUAUAAUAACUCUUCCUCCAUAAUGGUCACCUCUUCAAAAAUCAUGGCUGAGAGAUUAUUGGUAACAGCACUGAAGGGUGGCAGGAACACUAAGAUCCUGACUUUGAAUGGCAAGAGGAUGACCAAGAUGCCCUCGGCAUUGGAAAAACUGCCUAAUCUGAAGACUCUAGACCUUCAAAAUAAUUCCAUCUCCAAAGUAUGCCCAGAGCUAAGGACCUUGACCCAGUUGACGUUACUAAAUCUGGGAAACAACCAUUUACACGAAGUUCCUGAAGAGAUAAAAUAUCUUACCUCCCUGAAGAAUCUUCAUUUAUUUGGAAACAGGAUUUGCAGAAUAGCCCCUGGAGUCUUUAAUGGCCUACGACGCUUGAUCAUGCUUAAUCUGAAUGACAACAAACUUACCAGUCUUCCUCAAGAAAUUGGCAGGUUAAGGAGUCUUACCUACUUAAGCCUCAACCGUAACAAUCUCACUGUGAUUCCCAAAGAGCUUUGUUCCCUUGAGCAUCUUUCUGAACUGCAUCUUAACUACAAUCAGAUCAUGUACAUCCCUGAAGAGAUCAAGUUCCUAAAGAACCUUCAGCAGCUCUUUCUGGUCAGGAACAACAUUGAAGAGUUGCCAGAGGAAAUUUGUCAUCUUGAAAAACUAAGAGUCCUGGACGUAGCUGGAAAUGUAAUCCAGAUAUUUCCACCAGGCUUUCAGAAUCUAAAGCUGAGGGAGUUCUACUGUGAGGGAAACCCGCUCUUCCUGAAGAGGCCAUUUCUUGCUGUACAACCUAAAGACCUCUGGACUCUACAGGAAAUAGCAGCAAGAUUUGUCCUCUCUCUGUUAGAAGAAAACAACCCUGUGGUUAUGAAUGCCAUAGAGAGUUACCCAGAGGCCAAGGACAGACUCUCCAAAGCAAAAAAGUGUUCAAUAUGCAGCAAACCUUUUUUAUCUGAGUGGCUGGAAUGCGUUUACUUUGUGUCUCCAUCGAAGAACUGGAAGAUAAGCAGAAACCUAAAGCUGAUCCCUGUCCAGACAUCAGUCUGUUCCUACCAAUGCUUCGAUCAGCGUGAUCCUGAUGUCUUUGGAAUUGCUCAAGAGUAGAGCAGGUGAGAUAAUCCUUCAGAACCUCACCGGGCCAGGUGUCUGCUGUGCCCCACUGAUGAUGCCGUUCUCUGCCUAGUCACUUUCAAUUUAUUAAGCAAAGGAAGAUGAGUCUCUCAAUUAUAAAAUUCAUGCUACAAGU
Mus pahari (shrew mouse) is the source of this 1482-nucleotide messenger RNA. It is a transcript of the gene Lrrc69, whose product is annotated as leucine rich repeat containing 69. The record is from RefSeq and is a predicted model, not a curated record. The transcript has 8 exons. Gene Ontology annotation, molecular function: protein binding. Lineage: Eukaryota; Metazoa; Chordata; Mammalia; Rodentia; Muridae. The coding region runs from base 276 to 1340 and encodes 354 amino acids.